This is a messenger RNA of Durusdinium trenchii, 1827 nucleotides long. Lineage: Eukaryota; Dinophyceae; Suessiales; Symbiodiniaceae. The record is from the annotation of a GenBank genome assembly.
AUGGCAGAUGACACAGGCCGGCUUCGCCGUGAGAUGGACAUGCUGAAGCUGGGUGCCGUCCUUGCUGCACUGCGCUUGGCCAACUCGAGGUUGGACCCGAGCACGGCGUCGAGCUUCGAGGCCCGUCACGUGGUGUUCGAGGAUGUGGCCCCCAGAGAAGUCUUGGCGGAGCUCUUGUCCAAAGCACCUCAGGCGGUGCUUCCGGGCGUCUUCGACCCCAUCUUCACGCGGAAUUCGGGAUCCGAAGAGGUCUUCGCAGCGCUGGACCCCCGCACAGCGGCGGCGAGUCCUGCGACACUCGACGCCAGCGGCACAAGGCAGUUCAUUGAGGUGGUGCGACGCAUGAAACAGCUGGUGGACGAGGAAUUCCAACUGCACUUCUCAUCACUGCACUUCGCUCAACUCGCCUGCCGCAGCGUGGAACCACCACGCGCGGAUUCCGCGGAGAAGGUGCUCAACCGAACGCGGCGCCGAACGGAGCAGUCCCAGGAGGACGGAGCAUCUUGCGCCUUAUCCAAGGAAGAAGUGGAUUUCUCCACACACCUGGCCUAUUUGGAUCUUCAUAGUCCGGGUGCCACCACUUACCGUGGAGGGGACCUCAUUUUAGAUGACCGCAACGGCUCGCUCUCGCCAGCGGCCGGACGCAUGGUGGCCCUGGAGCUGCCCGUCCUCGGUCCUGGGCGCUUCCACGGUCUUGAGGCUGGUCUUCGUUGUCAUGUGGGCAUUGGGCUUAUCGACCAUAAGGACAUCAUGGGCAAGCAGAUCCACAGCCUCGCAGAGGCUGAAGCCUUGCUUGCGGGUUUCCAGCCCCAAUUUCGGCCACAGGACUGGCGUUGGGAUGAUGAGAACUUUGAGCGCUUGUGUGAAGUGGAGGCCUCCGAGGCUAAGGAAGAGAUCCAAGUUGAAGGUGCUGGUCUCAACCUAAAGGUGGAGAUCCUCUCCGAUCUGCCAGACCCGCAAGUGAUCCGCGUGCGAGGCUUCCUGGCGGCCUCGGAGGCAGCGGAAUUAGUGAAGCUGUCAGAGCCACUUCUUGAGGAGGCCGUGGUCCUCGACCAAAGGGACCUGGUCCUCGCCUCCUACCGUGCGAGCCGCACGGCAUGGCUGGAUGACAAGGACUCCGACUUGUUGGCCGAGAUCUCCAGGAGGAUCGAGGCUUUCACCGGCCUUUCUCUUCAGUCGGCAGAGGACUUUCAGGUGGCGUACUAUCACUCCAAAGAAGCUGGGCACUAUGCACCUCACUUCGACUGGGGGAUCGAAACGCAACUCGCGGAGGACUUUGGCAGUUUUCGGGACGGCCAAGGUGCAGCGAAGUCUCGGGGGCCUCGCUUGGCCACGUUCUUGAUCUAUUUGUCCGAUGUGCCAGGUGGUGGUGCCACCACCUUCGUGCGAGAAAACCUGACCUUUCGACCAGAAGCAGGCACCGCUCUCUUCUGGUUCAACUUGAAGCCGCCGGGCGACGGUGAUGAACUGGUGAAGCACGGAGCAUGUGCUGUGAAGAAUGGGGAGAAGUUCAUCAUGACCAAAUGGAUCAAUGUGGUCGGCAACCAGGCGGUGCUCCAAGAGAGCUACGGCCUCCCACGGAUCGCGCGCCACUGGAGACAAGCGCUGGAAGUGCCCUCCUGGAGAAGGCUGCCCGCGAGAGAAAGUGUGCGACCUGCGAGAGAAAAGGGCAGAAUUGGCCUACCUGAAGCCUUUCCAGAUUGCACUGCUGUCAAGUGCUGCUGCGCACUUUCGCCUUCGAGACUCGAAGCUCCUGGUGCGGCUUGGGCAAUCCGUGGGGUCCAAUUUGGACACCUUCACUCCGCAACAGGUGGCCAUGGUGGCUGA